AUGCCUUUCGAUCCGCGCACAAAGUCGCGCAAGACGACCACCCUCCCAGCGUCUCUUCGUGAUGAACUUGGUCUGCCGGCUCCUUCAGCACACAGGCGUCCCUUCCGCCCUCAAGAUCGCGGCGCCAACCGCUUCAACUCGCACACCGGCUCAGGAAUAUCACAGCUCAAAGCGAUAGGACGACCGCAGAGUGCACUCAACGGUGCGGCCAAAGGAACGCCUCGAGGACCCAUCAAGUCCUUGCGCAAUCAGGAAAAGGAGCAACAGGAGCAGCGUCAGCAGCAACAGCAACAGCAACGCUCCCAACCAAGAACGGCACCUCAGCACAAGCGUCCUCAUCAGAGCAAGGAUGCUGCUGGCGCACACGCAUCUUCCUCGCGCCAACCACAGCGAGCUGCUGAAAUCUCACAGCAAAAGAGGAAAUCGGAAAAGCAGCCAGAAGCAGCACUCAAAGUCAUUAAGAAGCCCAAGAGUUCCAAAAAUAAUGACAACAGCGAGGCGCUCGAGCAAAAGACAAGACUCAACCCAUUCACCGGCGAGAUGGAGCUUGUCAAGUCUACCGCCAAAAAAUCCUCUUCUAGCAAGCCCACAGCGCUCGAGAAGAUGCUGGCACGAGCAGAGGCCGGUCCGUCCUCUUCCUCCAAAGGCAAAGCAAGAGCUACCGACGCUCUGGCUGGCGCAGGCAAAAAGAAGAGCAGACGCCACAUGAAUCAGCAGGAGAAGGAAGAAGAGGACGAGAUCCGCUGGCUCGAGUACAGUCUCGGUAAGAGCAGGGAGGGUCAGGAUGUGGUGCGCGACGAUUUGGAUGAUUUCCUCGAUGAUCUGGAUCGCUUCCAAGUGGGCAUGUACGAUGAGAGUGGCAGCGAGAACGAUGAGCAGAGCGAGGAGGAGAGCGAUGAUUCUGGAUUGGAGGAAGUUACUGCGAGCGAGAGCGAGGGGGACGAGGAAGAAGAGGAGGAGGAGGAAAGGGAGGGCGAGUCAGAAAGCGCAUCUGAGGGCGGAGGGGAUGAGGUUGAUGUGAGUCCAGAAGAAGGGAUGUACGAUUUCGACUCAAACGACGAAGACGAUUUCAGCAACUGGGACGCUGCUAUGGCGACGACAGACGAGGAGGAUGAGGACGCUGAAAACGACGGAGCAGACGCAAGCACCUCCGAAGACGAUGUUGACGACGAUGACGACUCUGAAGCAGAAGAAGCUCAUGCACUCAUCGCAGGCCUUUCCAACGCAUCCCCAUCCGAGUCUGCCGCACCAGCGUCCACCACCACUGCUGCCACUUCUACAAGCAAAUACAUCCCACCAGCGCUGCGCGCAAAGCUCACAGCCGAAGCCUCCACCUCCAAGACGCCUUCCUCCACCCAAAGUGUCACUGACCUCGACAUGGAUCCGCUCGCAGCGCAAAAGCUGCGUCGUCAAGCGCAAGGUCUGCUCAAUCGUCUCGGUGACGGCAACAUCGACACCAUCGUUGGCGAGUACGAGUCGCUCUAUCGCACACACGCGCGCGCACAUGUCACCACGACUAUCACUCAACUCAUUCUCGACACUGUCACGUCUCGCUCUAACCUGAUCGACACUUUUGUCAUCUUGCAUGCCGCGCUGGUGGCAGCGCUGCACAAAGUGGUCGGCGUGGAGUUUGCGGCAUUCUUCGUGCAGAGGCUGGUGGAGGAGUUGACUAAGCACUAUACUGCGCUCAAGGAGGGUGGGAAUGGAGCAAGGAAGGCGGCGGAGGAGGAAGAGGAGGAGGUGAAAGGAAAAGAGUGUUUGAACUUGACCGUGCUGGCGUGCGAACUGUACAACCUGCACGUGGUGGCGUGUCCGCUCAUCUACGACCUCAUCCGCAUGUUUCUCGGUCAGCAACCUGGAGCGGCAUCCGACACCGAUGCUGCAGCGCCAACCGCGACGGGAAGCGUAGGCGAAGUCGACAUCGAGCUCCUUCUCAAAACCAUCCGUUCGUGUGGUCAUCAACUGCGUACGGACGACUCGAGCUCGCUCAAAUCCAUCAUCUCACUGACCCAAUCGCGCGUUGCGUCGUCCACCUCCGCAACAUCGACACGCACCAAGUUCAUGUUGGAACGCAUGUCGGAUCUGCAGAAGACCAAAACCAAAGCGAUUGGCAACGACGCGUCGAACCCGAACAGUGCCGCUGGGCAGUUGUUGACGCGGAUGAAGAAGUAUCUGGGUGGGAUGGGCAAGAAGCGCACGGUCAAGUCGUACGAAGCGCUGCGCAUCGGGUUGAAGGAUCUGCAGGAUGCCGAUAAGAAGGGCAAAUGGUGGCUCGUCGGUGCAGCGUGGACGGGCCAAACGGACCAGUCGGAUGCUCAAGGAUUGACCAAGCUGCUUCCCAUGAAUGCACGAGCCUCAGCCAUCCAGUCCGCCACCACCAGUGCCGCCACGCAGCACAACGAACAGGACGAACAGCAAGCGCGCCUGCUCGAACUAGCGCGAGAACAGGGCAUGAACACCGACGCGCGCCGAAUCGUCUUUGUCACCUUGCUCACCGCCGAAGACUACCGCCAGGCGGCGGAAAACGUGCUGCUGCUCAAACUCAACGACGUGCAACGACGCGAAGUCAUCCGCGUGCUCGUGCACUGCGUCGGGUCUGAAAACGUCUACAAUCCGUACUACACGCUCAUCGGCCAGGAGAUCUGCCGCAACGACUAUGGCAUGCGCAUCACGCUGCAGUACUGUCUGUGGGACUUCCUCCGCGAGAUCGGACAGAAGCAGGUUGGCGGCGAGAAGUUCGCCGCGGCUCUGUUCUCCACCGAAGACGACGAUGACGACGAGCAGGGGAAGCGCGUUGAUCCACGAAGGGUGGCCAACAUGGCCCGCGCGUACGCCUGGUGGAUCAGCCACGACUGUCUCUCACUGCAAGCGCUCAAAACGGUCGACUUCACAGCGCUCAACCCGCGCCCCGCACACUUCCUCGGCCUCCUGCUCAUCCACCUCAUCCUCUCGAUCCAGUCGCCCAAGUCUCCCGCGAAAACCCUCCACCUCCCCACCGUCACCGCUCCGCUCAAGCACGACAAGCUCGCCAAGAUGGUCCAGAGCAACCUCGUCGGUGGCAGCAUCGACCUGACGAGGGGUCUGCUGUUCUUCCUCAACACAAAGUUGGACUCGAGGGCGCAGAAGCAGCUGAUCCUGGGCGCGGAGGCGAAGGGCAAGACAAAGGAGUUGAAGGAUAGCAUGAGGCCGCUGUUGGAGACGGUGAAGGAAGGGUUGGGCGUGGUGGUCAAGACGGUGGAGGGGAUCGUGCAGCAGCACGACGGCGUGGGGCAGAUCGAGGAUGGUGGGGAGAUGGAUUUGGGUCACGCCAGUAGCGAGGAUGAGGAAGACGACUUUUGA
Sporisorium graminicola is the source of this 3339-nucleotide messenger RNA. RefSeq lists its product as uncharacterized. Bases 1 to 3339 code for a protein of 1112 amino acids. NCBI's taxonomy places the organism in Eukaryota, Fungi, Basidiomycota, Ustilaginomycetes, Ustilaginales, Ustilaginaceae. The transcript has a single exon. Gene Ontology annotation, molecular function: RNA binding; protein binding. Gene Ontology annotation, biological process: ribosomal small subunit biogenesis. The record is from RefSeq and is a predicted model, not a curated record. Gene Ontology annotation, cellular component: nucleolus.